CGGACCCAAGAUGGCUGCGCCCGUGAAAAAAAUAAAACUGCAAUAAUUAUUUGAUUUUGCUCGUUUAUAAUCGAUCUUAAACACUGACAUGGCAAUGAUGUUCAAGAAAAGCUUUUUCAGUGUGCUUGGCCUACUUCCAAAAGUCAGCGAAGUACUUCCAUUGCAAUCUACAAUACCAGGAUCUGGUCUAGUGCUCAAUUCAAAUUAUGUGCGAACAUUUUUCUCUGGGUCAAGUAAAGGACAAGCAUUUCACUUACAUGUACCUUUCAAAAAACCUUCUUACCACAUCUUUGGAGCCACCAUUAGGAAAUGUCAGCCGGAAUCAUCUGCCAUGAGGUUCAACAGUACAGCAUCUUCACAGUUACCUACGAAAUCUGGUAGAUUGGAAGCUAUUCAAAAGCACAUUUCACCUCUUGCAACUAGAAGACCAAUACGGAAAAAACUCGGAAAGGACCAGGCAGUUGAUAAGGAUGUGUUCAAUGUGACAGCUUAUGCUGCUGCGGAAGAAAUUCACCUGGAGUCGUUAAAAAAUGACUUGGCUAUACAGGGUCUUUACGAAUUGUCAUCUCUCCCUAAGGACAUUAACGAUUCUAUUUAUGUUCGUGCUAAAUACAAAGUCGAAAAGGAGCCAAGGGAAUUCUUUAUAUUUAGGGAGGGAGCUGUUGUUUUCUGGAAUCUACCACUUGUUGAGAGACAAGAAGUGCUAAAGUUUCUGAGAAAUCACCAAGAAGAUACGUACAGUCCUGAUCUAGUCAGAGAAGAGAAAGAAGAAAUGGAUUAUUUGUAUACUGACUCAGCAACAAAGCUUUCUGGUGAUGAAAUCCAACUGGGUCAUCCAACAAGCAGUAAAACCGAUGAGAAUGUUACUCCCAUAGAUGAGAAACUUGCUUUAGAGAAAUACGCCUUCUCAAAUGCUUUGUCUUUAUCUGUAAAACUUAGUAUCUGGGAAGCAUCUUUGACUCAGUAUGUUGAUUCUAUAGAGUGGGUGACUGAGGAUUUAAGGAAUGGGAAUCAGAUCAAAAUGUCACGAGCAGAUGUGAUGAAAAAGACUGGAGAACUCUUUACCUUACGCCACCUGAUAAAUCUUAGUUCAGACCUGUUGGACACUCCAGACUUUUACUGGGAUAGACCAGAGUUAGAAGACCAUUAUCUUAAAGCUUGCAAUUAUCUGAAUAUAUCUAGGAGAACUAGGGUGAUGAAUGAGAAGCUCAACUACUGCUGUGAACUUGCUGAACUCCUGACUACCCAUCUGAACGACCAGCACCACACUCGUCUUGAAUGGAUGAUCAUUAUUCUCAUUUUAGUCGAGGUUGUCUUUGAAGUGGUGCACUUGUUGGAGAGGUAUGUCUGAGAGCGACAGGCAACACUACAUGUAAAACAGUGAUGUGACAGCUUAUGGUGGGAGUUGAGGACAUGGGAUAGCAUUAUUAUUGGAUGUUGAAAAACUAAUCAAGUUAGGUGGAUCUGACGUUGUCAUCAGAGACUGAUAACUGAAUUGCUGUGACACACUCAGUCCAGCUGUGUUCCUCGGGACAUAUGGUGCAUGGUUUUUUUCACAAUAGGAAACUUUGUGCUGAAAAAGGAAGUGGUACUAGUCUUACAGACAAAGAGAGAGUUCUCAGCCCUGAGCAUUUCAAACAAAGGAAUUCUAAUGAGUUUUCGUACUCAAGAAGGUGGAGGUGGCAUGAAAAUUGUUCAUUAUCAUCACAUGUAUGUGUACAUGUAUCAUUAUAAUGAAAAAUAAUCUUAUAUCAUAGUAGGCCUAUGUGUUUUGCAAUGGUGCUGUAAAAAGGGUAUGCCCCUGUACAACUACAUGUAUUUCCCAAGUUACUGGGACAAAGGUAUGAUGCAUGUGUAUAAGAAAUAAAAUAAAGAAUCUAUAAAGGUAA
This is a messenger RNA of Lineus longissimus, 1889 nucleotides long. Its product is annotated as required for meiotic nuclear division protein 1 homolog. Lineage: Eukaryota; Metazoa; Nemertea; Pilidiophora; Heteronemertea; Lineidae. The record is from RefSeq and is a predicted model, not a curated record. Gene Ontology annotation, biological process: positive regulation of mitochondrial translation. Bases 89 to 1351 code for a protein of 420 amino acids. The transcript has 11 exons.